Messenger RNA from Stegastes partitus (bicolor damselfish), 1600 nucleotides. RefSeq lists its product as uncharacterized. The transcript has 2 exons. Lineage: Eukaryota; Metazoa; Chordata; Actinopteri; Pomacentridae. The coding region runs from base 77 to 514 and encodes 145 amino acids. The record is from RefSeq and is a predicted model, not a curated record.
UGACAGCCCAUACCUGACCUCCCAAGGAAACCGCUGCCUCUUCCUGCAUCUCUGAGAAGUGCGACCAGCAGAUAACAUGAAGCCCAAAGCUAUUGCGUCGAGGCUGUUCAACAGGAAUUCGAAAGUAGCUGAUAGCCUGAACGUCCAAGCGGCAAAGUAUCAGCAGCAUGUGGACUUGAUCACCGGGGAUCACCCAGAAAGGUCGGAUCAGACAUCCCAGGGUGAUGGCAGCUGCAGACAGAAGAAGUGCCACAAAGAAGUACACUUUGCCUUUCUGAAGGAGAACUACGAGCCACUGAUUGAAGAUGAGGCGAGAGUCAGAGCAAAAGAAGAGAAGAAGCAAAAGAAGAAGGAAAACUACGAAAAAGUGAAGAAGAAUUUCGGACAAGCACUUCGGUACACAUGGAAAUGCCUUAUGCUUGGCCUUCACAAUUUUGCCCUCGGGUAUUCUACCCCGAUUACAGUAGCAGCUGCUUUUGGCCCUGACUUCCACCAAGACAGAGACAGACGCUGAGCGCAGCAGCUUGUUGUCUGUUCAUAAUCCAUAACCCCUGGACACUGACCAAAGAAUUUUUUAUAUGUCUUAUAAUUUUUGUGGAUUUAAAAUUGCAUUUUCAAUGUGUCUAAACAUGUAACUCUAACACUGAAUCACAUGUUAGCUGUGCUUUAAGCAGCUCAGUCAUAACUGUACAAUCUGCCUUUAUCACAGCACAAACAGACUCAUCAUAUCAGUAGGAACAGCUUGUGUUAGUAUUCAGAGGCUUGUUGUGUUCUAAUCAAAUAACUCGGUUGUCAUCGAUUUAUCUGUUUGCAUGUGUGCUUUUCCAACUCUUUUGUUGUUCAUAUUGGUUGUUUACACUAAAAUCCUGAUGUGUUGUUGCAGAUCAUUAGGUUCUAGAUAUUCUUUCAGCCCACCAGAUUAGCAGGGAUGUGCGAUAGCUACUUGGUUAAUAUCAUAACAUCUGGCACACAGUGUAUAAAGCUGCUCUUUGUACUGACACAGUGACCUCUAUAUGUACUCCUUAAAUUCUAAACCAUGCACGUACUAACCAUCAGAUACACUUUUUUUCACUUGGAGAAUGUUUAUAUCUGUCUGGUGUUUGCAGGUGUACAGAGGGAAAAUACUGUCAUGUGGUAUCUACAGCAGGUCAGCAGUAACAGGAGUAGUUGAUUUAGGGCAGAUUUUUUUUUUUCAAGGAAUUUAUAAGCUGGAAAUAUUUCAGAAGGUAGUGAUCGUCAGUCAAGUGCUAGAAAUGAUGAGUAAAGUCGACUCCCACAGUGAGAAGGAGGCCGGUCUUAAACACCUGCCUCCAGAGUGUUUUAAUUUUCACAAUUGUACAAGCUGGACAAAGCCGUAGGUAAUGGUGACCAGGAGGUUUUUACUGAAUUUCUGCAGGAUCUAUGUUUACGAGGAUUCUUUGACAUGAAUGUGAGGGUUGUCCCAAACAUUUCAGUGUUUCUGUAUGUGUCAGUUUGAUCAUUUGUAAAGGUUCUGAAAGUCAUGAUAUUUGUAAGUUGGGGUGUAUUAAAGCUUUAAUGUGUGUACACCAAAAAAAAGCAAAACAAAAAAAAAAAAAUCUAUUUUCUUUUUUUUUUUUUA